CUGUCACUUCUUCCAGUGCUUUGUCGAAAAAAGUGAUUACUAUUUUACUAUAAAUAUAAAUAUUGCUAAUAAUUCAUAAGUAUUUAAAGCUAGUUUUUAAAAUAAUUGAAGUCGUCAACGAUGGCUUCCACAAGCUCUGAUAAUCAAUCCACAAUUGCGCAGAAGACAUGGGUUAUGGCUAACAGCAUCGAAACGGUGUCCAGUGUUGAUGAAAUAUACCGCUACGAUAAAAAGCAACAGCAAGACAUUCUUGCCGCUAAACCAUGGGAGAAAGAUCCACAUUUCUUCAAAGAUAUCAAGAUCUCCGCUUUAGCUCUCUUAAAAAUGGUGAUGCACGCUCGCUCUGGAGGGACUCUGGAAGUUAUGGGGCUUCUAUUAGGCAAAGUAGACGCGAAUACUAUGCUAGUGAUGGACUCAUUCGCUCUGCCCGUCGAGGGCACGGAGACACGCGUUAAUGCACAGGCACAGGCUUAUGAAUACAUGACAGCUUACAUAGAGGCAGCCAAACAGGUUGGCCGCCAUGAAAAUGCCAUCGGUUGGUACCACAGCCACCCUGGCUACGGAUGCUGGCUGUCCGGCAUAGACGUGUCUACACAGAUGCUCAACCAGAACUUCCAAGAGCCGUUCGUGGCCAUUGUCAUUGAUCCCGUCAGAACUAUCUCGGCUGGCAAGGUCUGCCUUGGUGCUUUUAGGACAUAUCCAAAGGGCUAUAAACCAGCAAAUGAAGAACCUUCAGAAUACCAAACCAUCCCGCUCAACAAAAUUGAAGACUUUGGCGUCCAUUGCAAGCAGUACUACUCCUUGGAAGUGUCCUACUUCAAGUCCUCUCUUGACCGCAGACUGCUGGAUUCACUGUGGAAUAAGUACUGGGUCAACACGCUGAGCAGCUCGAGUCUGAUUACAAAUGCUGACUACACGACAGGACAGAUCUUUGAUCUGUCUGAUAAGUUGGAACAGAGUGAAGUGUGCUUGGGUCGCGGCAGCUUCGUAGUCCCCGGCUCAGAGCCGCACGACAAGCGCACAGAGGACAAGCUGGGCAAGGCCACGAAGGACGCGUGCAAGACCACCAUCGAGGUGAUCCACGGGCUCAUGGCGCAAAUGAUCAAGGACCGCCUGUUCAAUGGAGUUAGCGGCCGUCCCGGGCCGGCUACGCCCAUGAUUGAGGACUCCUAGUCAUAAUACCACUAUUAAGGGACCUUUACGAGGACUGCCUUUUAGAAGUUUGUGGUGUUCUUUGUCUAGCAGUCCAAGGUCACUGCAUACAACUGUUACCAAGAAAUUGAAAUCACAGAAAUUGUCAUUCACAUUCUUGAAUCACAUCAUUUCUCUUCAGCAUAUAAUGCAGAUCACGAAACUUCGAAAAUUACUUUAGAGAGUGAUAAAGAAAUUUCGAUUCUCGUUCUACCCAAUGGGGUCUCUGUAAUAUUAAUAUCGAUAAUAAUAUUCAAGUUGAAGGACUUUGAUAUAAUGUUUCAUUUAGGUUGCUUGAAAUAUUCCAAUGUUACUUAUAAAUAUAUUCUAGCGUAAUAAAUAUAAUUGUGAUUUUUGUAACAAAAACUUAAAAUAAAUACGUAAAAAAUAU
Molecule: messenger RNA, 1582 nt
Organism: Leguminivora glycinivorella
Lineage: Eukaryota; Metazoa; Arthropoda; Insecta; Lepidoptera; Tortricidae
Gene: CSN5
Product: COP9 signalosome complex subunit 5
Exons: 6
Coding region: 121-1173 (350 amino acids)
Biological process (GO): protein deneddylation
Cellular component (GO): cytoplasm; COP9 signalosome
Molecular function (GO): metallopeptidase activity; deNEDDylase activity; protein binding
Source: RefSeq, a predicted model, not a curated record